CCCGGGCCGGCCCGCGCCUUUGCAGCGUGCUUCAUGCAUCCGGAGCCCGCCCCGCCCCCGAGCAGCAGCAGCCCGGAGCUUCCCCUCAGCGGCAGCCGCCGGAGCCGCCGCCGGAGCGGGGACGGGGAGCCCCCAGGGUCGCCGCCACCGCCCGCCGUCACUUACCCGGACUGGAUCGGCCAGAGUUACUCCAAGGUGAUGAGCCUCAACGAGCACUCGAUGCAGGCGCUGUCCUGGCGCAAACUCUACUUGAGCCGCGCCAAGCUCAAAGCUUCCAGCCGAACCUCGGCUCUGCUCUCCGGCUUCGCCAUGGUGGCGAUGGUGGAGGUGCAGCUGGACGCCGAACACGACUACCCGCCAGGGCUGCUCAUCGCCUUCAGUGCCUGCACGACAGUGCUGGUGGCGGUGCACCUGUUCGCGCUCAUGAUCAGCACGUGCAUCCUGCCCAACAUCGAGGCCGUGAGCAACGUGCACAACCUCAACUCGGUCAAGGAGUCGCCCCACGAGCGCAUGCACCGCCACAUCGAGCUGGCCUGGGCCUUCUCCACUGUCAUCGGCACGUUGCUUUUCCUGGCUGAGGUCGUGCUGCUCUGCUGGGUCAAGUUCUUGCCUCUGAAGAAGCAGCCGGGCCAGCUGCGGCCUACCAGCAAGCCCCCAGCCGCAAACGUCAACAAUGGCAGCACUGGGGGCAUCACCCCGGGCCAGGCCGCCGCCAUCGCCUCCACCACCAUCAUGGUCCCCUUCGGCCUGGUCUUCAUCGUCUUUGCCGUCCACUUCUACCGCUCAUUGGUCAGCCAUAAGACGGACCGACAGUUCCAGGAGCUCAACGAGCUGGCCGAGUUCGCCCGCUUGCAGGACCAGCUGGACCACAGAGGGGACCACCCCCUGACGCCCGGCAGCCACUAUGCCUAAGCCCUCCCGGGCCUGGGCACAUCCUCGCUUUGGCCUUAGGCCCUUCCCCACGAUCUCAUCCUGCCCCAGCCUCAAGGACAGCCUGUGCAGGGGGCUCGGCUUUUGUCAGGGGGCAGAGAGUGGAGGGGAGAGGCUCUUUUUUUAAAGAGAAAUUGUUGCACUUUGAAACUUUCCUCUAAGAAAAUAAGCACUUCCUGUUCUUCCAGCUCCAGGUUCACCUCCUAUUAGGAGGCCACCAGUGGGAGCCAGAGCGGGGACAAAUGCUCCCUUUGUCUUUCCCUCCUCCCCCAUGCCACCUGGAUGCUUCCUGUCUUUUCCGUCUUGACCGCCCCCCUAGUUCAGCGUCGAGUGUGUGCGUGUGCGUGUGUGAACACAUAAAUAUACUCAUAAGGGACACCUC
Molecule: messenger RNA, 1312 nt
Organism: Pteropus alecto (black flying fox)
Lineage: Eukaryota; Metazoa; Chordata; Mammalia; Chiroptera; Pteropodidae
Gene: ORAI1
Product: ORAI calcium release-activated calcium modulator 1
Exons: 2
Coding region: 34-912 (292 amino acids)
Biological process (GO): store-operated calcium entry
Cellular component (GO): membrane
Molecular function (GO): store-operated calcium channel activity
Source: RefSeq, a predicted model, not a curated record